Molecule: messenger RNA, 975 nt
Organism: Aspergillus calidoustus
Lineage: Eukaryota; Fungi; Ascomycota; Eurotiomycetes; Eurotiales; Aspergillaceae
Source: the annotation of a GenBank genome assembly
AUGGCCGACCUCCAGCACAUCACCCUCACCACCAAACCAACCGCCCAGAUCUCCUACACCUUCCACCCACCAACCACCCCCUCAUCAACAACCCCACCACCCCUCCUAAUCUUCCUCAACGGUCUUGGCCUCCCCCAAGCCUCCUGGUUCGCAACAAUUGCCAAACUCCAAGAAUCCAAUGCGCCCCUCCCCGCCCUCCUAACCUACGACCGCUACGGGCAAGGCGCCACAACAGACCGCGACCCCGCCGACGCCGGCGCUGAAGACCCUACACACGGGCACGACUGUCUCGCCGUCGUGCGGGAUCUGAGACAACUGAUCGCACAGAUCGCGAGUGAGAAGCUUGACGUCAAAUCCGACGAUGUCAAUAGCAUCCCGCUAAUCCUCGUCGCAAACUCAAUAGGGUGCGCGCUCGCGCGCCUCUAUGCGCACGAGUACCCGCGCACCGUCGCGGGACUGGUAUUGCUCGACAGCGUCCUUGCCAACUCGGAUUUUGUCUCGAUAUUCCCGGACCCUGACGCUGCGGAUUUCGACCCCGCGUCUCUCCCCGAGGGGAUCCCAGCGGACGCCCUCCGCGCCGCGCGCGAAGGCAUCGCACGUAUCUUCCACCCCUCUGUCGGGAGCAAGGAGGGUCUCUCCCGGAAGAACCUCGCGUCGCUCCUCCCGGACUCCGACGGGCCUGCCCUCAUUGGACCGGAUGGGAAGGGACCGUGGGUUACGGUUGUCGGGCAUGACUUUGACACCUUUGCAAAGGAGUCUGCGCGGAUGCCGAUUGGUGGCAGGGGGGAGGAACUCACGAAGACCUAUGUGAACCCGUAUUGGAAUAGGUAUAAUGAGGGUCUUGUGAAGAUUACCCGAGAGGAGGAGAGGGGCAAGGGGCCGGUUAUUGCGGAGGGGGCGGGCCAUUUUAUCCAGAAGGAUCGGGCGGAUCUUGUUGCGGGGGAGGUUUUGGAGGUUCUUGGGAAGGUGUUGUAG